AUGUAUUUUAAACAAAGCGGCAUGAAUCAAUAUUUAGACAAAACAUUACAACAAGAUAUCGAAACAAGAUGGAAUUCGAAAUUAUAUAUGUUGAAAUCUAUUUAUAACCAAUAUGAUGACAUCGCCAAUUUUUUAUCAUCCAAGAGAGAUAUUUAUAAAAUGGAAAACUUGGAGAAAUCUAUUUUAAAAAAUUUGAUUGAUAUUUUACAUCCUUUUGAUAAAGCUACUAAAGAACUAGAAGGAGAUAUUAAUCCUACUUUAUAUAAAGUACUGCUAUGCUUUAAUAAUAUUCUUCACGAGGAUUUAAAUGAAACUUUUCAAAACAAUGAAAUAAAACAAAUAAAAACCAAUUUAAAAAUUUUUUUAUUAUCUAAAUUUAAAAUCGAUAUUUUGCAUAAAAUAGCGACAUUUUUAUGCCCCAGAUAUAGAAAAUUAAGAAUGUUAUCAUCAAUGGAAAUAUUAGAAGUGAAAAAUUCAGUCAAAAAUAUAAUUAAUUCUGAAGAAUAUUGUAAGCCUUCAAUUGAUAUUAUAGAUUUGGAUAUACAAGGCGUUUCUCAAAUUGUGGAAUCUCCUAAAAGAUCUAAAGGUACAUUUAAAAUUGUUCUAUUUAUCUUUAUAUAUCAGACAAUGAAUAUGAAAGAUGGGAGGACAAUGAGGAAGAAUUUGAAAAAAAAAGAAACAGAUGAGCUUGAAAUUUAUAAGAAUUUGAAUAUAAAAGAGAAUAUAGAAAAUAUAGAUCCAGAAAAAGAUAUAUUAAAAUGGUGGAGCAAAAAUGAAAUUAGAUUACCAAAGAUGACGAAAUUGGCUAGAAAAAUUCUAGCUAUUCCUGCAACGUCCACAACGUCAGAGAGAACUUUUUCAAAAAAUGGAAGGCUAUUAGAAGAAAUAGACUGA
Gordionus sp. m RMFG-2023 is the source of this 894-nucleotide messenger RNA. Its product is annotated as E3 SUMO-protein ligase ZBED1-like. Gene Ontology annotation, biological process: regulation of transcription by RNA polymerase II. The record is from RefSeq and is a predicted model, not a curated record. The coding region runs from base 1 to 894 and encodes 297 amino acids. Gene Ontology annotation, molecular function: protein dimerization activity. NCBI's taxonomy places the organism in Eukaryota, Metazoa, Nematomorpha, Gordioida, Chordodea, Parachordodidae. The transcript has a single exon. Gene Ontology annotation, cellular component: nucleus.